CGUUACACCAGGUCGUAACAUGUGCACGAGCAUAUCUUGCUGAGGACAACAUUCAAAAUGAGAAGAAUCGCUAACAUUCCUACUAUGGUACAGGCAAUUACAGUGCUGACGGUUUUGAAGAUGCUAACCAACGCGCAAACAACAUGUAAUCAGGGGCUAGGCCGCGUUGUAUACGAAAGAUUACCUGAUCAACAACUCCAAGGAUUUGAUGAUGAUGUCGUUCGAGACACAGCGCCACCAUUCCGUGUUCUGGAGAAAUGCCAAGAGCUGUGCUUACGAGAUCGCACAGCCACAAACAACCUGGUGCGAACAUGCACCUCCUUCGACUUCCAGCCUGGCAGUCGUAUUGCCUCGUUCAGUGGGUCAGUGGUCGAGUAUGAGGAGUCCACUUGCUACCUCACUCGUGAGCAGGCUCAUCCUGAGGGCAUUGGCAAUCUUGUCUUGGUGCCAAACAGUGUUCACUAUACCGAAGUCUGCCUCUCAUCGAGUCGAGUCGAAAGGGAAUGUCCGAACCGGCACUACGUUUUUGAAAGGCAUGCAAGAAAAAAGUUGAAACUACCAAUGACCGACAUCAAAGAAGUUAUCGCCGCAAACCGAACAGAUUGUGAGGAUAGGUGUCUGAAUGAGUUUGGCUUUGUGUGUCGAUCAGUGUCGUACGAUGCGACUGCUCGCAGUUGCUGGUUGAGUCGUUUCACAAGACGUUCUCAUCCUGAACUGCUAGAAGACGAUGCCAAUUCCGACUAUUUAGAAAACACAUGUUUGAAUGCUGAAAGACGAUGUGAUGGUCCUAUCAUUUUUGUUAAAGAGGAGAAUAAACGAUUAGGAGGGCCUUUUGAAGUAGACAUCUACACAAAUUUAUCUCUCGUUGAGUGCCAAGCUCAGUGCUUGCGAGCGGAGAAGUACUUCUGUCGUUCGCUAGAGUAUGAUGAGCAAAUCAGAAGGUGCAUCAUAUUUGAAGAAGACUCCAUGUCACAAAAAGAUGAUCUUCGCACCAGCAGUAGUCCAACUCACGAUCUCUACGAUUUAGUAUGCUUGGACAGCCCAAAAGGAAGCGAAUUUCCGGAGAACUCGUUGACAUCACACCUGUUUGCGGACGGCCGGCGACCGGAUACGGCAUUCCAGCGCUAUCGCAACAGUCGAUUAGGCGGCGAAUUCCACUCGGAAAUCACAGGCCGCUCACUGAGCGAAUGCCUGGACGAAUGUCUGCGGCAAGCCAGCUUCCAGUGUCGCUCGGCCGUCUACAGCGACCGCUUCCGCAUCUGCCGGCUCAGCCGCUUCAAUCAGCGCGACGGGCAUCGCAUCAUCUACGAUGCUGACUAUGACUACUACGAGAAUCUCAUGAACUACUAUGAUGGUGAUGGAGGUACACAUAAUCACCUUCGACCCGAUCCACUUGGACAAGAUACAACCUAUCAUGGUCAUGGACGGCCUCCUUAUACACCAAUUGGAGGAAACGCAUAUGGCGGACAGGCAGCUUACGGUGGUUAUCCCGGAGCAGGGUACCCGGACACAGCCGGAUAUUGGGGAGGGGGCCCAGCGCCAGGGCAAGGUGGAGCAGGGGGCCAUGAUCCUAACCUGGCCCCGGGAUACGGUCCAGGACUUGGCUAUGGGCACAAUGCUCUACCACCACCCCCGCCACCACCCUUGGGGGCCCUUGGGCCCGGGGUCGCCGCGGGAGGCCCCCCUGGCUACUAUGGAUUUGAGCCAGGGCGGCCCUUCUCCACUCGCUGUGAUGACACCGACACUUUCAAACAGAUGAUGGUUUACAUAGUCAUUCACCACAAAGACAUACUGAAGGUCACAUUAGCAUGGAAGAUCCACCAAGCAACAGGGAAAAGAAGGGGUGCAUCAACUAAGUCGGCCACGUUUGAUGUUAUAUCCGCUUACUUGGAGAGUGAAAGAAUAUUUUAUAAUAAACAAUAUGGUUUCAGAAGGGGUGCAUCAACUAAGUCGGCCACGUUUGAUGUUAUAUCCGAUUUGUUGGGGGCUCUGGAUGGGUUGCGGAGGGCUGUGGGUGUCUUCUGUGACUUAUCCAGAGCGUUCGAGAUGGUCGAUCAUGAACUCCUUUUGAGUAAGCUUAAAUUUUAUGGAUUUAGAGGUCAUGCAGAGGUGUUUUUGAGAUCCUAUCUUGUGGAUAGAUACCAGGCUGUGAAAAAUGAUUGUGAGGGCUCUCAGGUGCUUUCUGAAUGGCAGCUGGUUAAGCGAGGGGUUCCUCAGGGCUCCAUACUUGGGCCUACAUUGUUUAAUAUAUUUAUCAACGACUUGUCCUACAAUGUUGAUGGUAAAUUGGUGUUGUAUGCUGACGACACAACAAUCUUACUUGAAGGGAACAACUAUCAAGAUGUCAUGGAGAAGGCUAAGAUUGCCAUGCAGCAGCUCAAUGGAUGGUUUUAUGAUAAUUCCUUGAAGCUUAAUCUAAGCAAGACAAAUUUUAUUAAGUUCUCUAUGAGAGGUAAUGAGAAUGAUCCAGCUAUUGUGGGAUGGGAGUGUCCUGCUACUUAUAAGACAAAGUUUCUGGGGAUUGAAUUGCAGGCAAACUUGAAGUGGGAUGGUCACAUAGAGAAACUCCAGAAAAGGCUUUACCAUGCUCUCUUUGCUCUGAGGACUGUUAAGUCGAAUUCAAAUCUCAAGACAGCUCUAAAGGUUUACCAUGGCGAUCUACCUGAGUUGGAACAUGAUACAGUUGCAACAUUUGCUGAUGACACGGCUGUACUAACUCUGGGCGACAACAGUCAGGAAUCUAUGAGGAAACUUCAAGAUGCUGCUGAUGAAAUCUCCAGUUGGGCUAAACUGUGGAAAAUCAAAGUGAAUGAGACCAAGUCUGUCCAAGUCAACUUCACAAACAGAAAAUGUGAGCAAAUUCCCCUAGCCAUCAAUGGGAAACCUGUUCCAUUUGCUAACGAGGCCAAAUACCUAGGCAUGACUCUGGAUGCAAGGUUGCGUUGGAAAGCACAUGUGAAGAAGAAGAGAGAAGAACUAGGUAUCAGAUAUAGAAGAAUAUACUGGUUGAUAGGCCGAAAUUCUGCUCUUUCAACUUACAACAAGAUCCUCAUCUACAAGCAAAUCCUGAAACCAAUAUGGAUGUAUGGAAUCCAACUCUGGGGCUGUGCCAGCAAGAGCAACGUCGAUGUAAUCCAACGAUUCCAGAACAAAGUUUUGAGGAACAUCGUCGAUGCUCCAAGAUUCAGCCGAAACGCCGACAUUCACAGAGACCUGGGGGUGGAGUUCGUUGCAACAGAGAUUGGGCGCUUCGCACGCAAGCAUGCAGACAGGAUCCAACGAGCUUCAGCAGCUGCACCCUUUGGCACGGCUCGCGAUAAUUGCGAGCUAAGUGAUCACGACUCCAGGGAUCUCAAUCUCAAUAAUCCGGCGUUUUUUGAGAACACUGGUGAAUACGACUACUAUGAACGGUCGCAAAGUAGAUCCGGACCAGGUGGUGACUGUCUUGAUGUUAGUCAAGUCUGCAGUGAAGACGGUAUGGAGUUCACUUUGAAAACUCCUGAACCUUUUAUUGGACGAAUUUACACUUAUGGAUACUACGAUAGAUGUUUCUAUCGUGGAAAUGGAGGAACAGCCAACGUGUUGAGAAUCAGUGGAGCUCAAGGAUACCCAGAUUGUGGAACUCAGAGAUAUGGAGACACAAUGACAAAUAUAGUGGUGGUUCAGUUCAGUGAUUAUGUGCAAACGGGACGAGAUAAGAGGUACAAUCUAACAUGCCUAUUUCGUGGCCCUGGUGAAGCAGUGGUCACCUCAAGCUAUAUGACGGCCAACUCUGGCAGUCCCAUUCCGAUAGAAUACCUGCCGGCUGAGAACUCUCUGAGCUCGAGAGUGAGACUACUGAUAUUAUUCCAAGGCAGACCGACCAACACAAUAGCAGUGGGUGAUCCUCUUACUUUCCGGUUGGAAGCCCAAGAUGGAUACAAUUAUGCCACUGACAUAUUCGCCACAAACGUCAUAGCUAGAGAUCCCUAUUCGGGCAGAUCUGUGCAACUCAUCGACAGAUAUGGGUGUCCGGUAGAUAACUACGUAUUUCCAGGACUGGACAGGUCUCGAGAAGGAGACGGGUUGGAAGCCAGAUUUAAUGCAUUCAAGAUUCCAGAAUCGAACUUCUUGGUUUUUGAAGCAACUGUACGAACCUGUAGAGAUGGAUGUCAGCCGGCCUACUGUACAGCACCGUCUGGUAAAAAUGAGCCAUCGCUCGGUAGAAAGAGAAGGGAGGCCAACACAGCCGUCGCUCAAGUGCAAAGUAUUGAUGAUGGAUAUGACAUGUUGAACUCAACUGAAGAUGAAGAACAAGUCAGAGAGAUGAUUGAGGUUUUUGAAUCAAGAUAUGAGAUGCCUCAACAGCAUAAAGUGGAAAAGUUGACUCAGAGUGUCUGCCUCACUGACCGAGAAUACUACGGUAUGAUUUUCAUUGUGGGUGUACUGCUGGUUAUACUCACCUUCAUUAUGGUCUCUGUAGCGAUGUAUUACAAACGGUACAAGAUUGCAAUGAAGAAUGCCAUGGCUAACAAUAACAGCCAUAUUCAUCCAUUCCGCGACCAGGAAAGAUCUGGACACAGUGCAUCAAGUUUGUUCUCAUUCAAGAGCUUCAUGAAUCCAAGCCGGAGCACAGUGAUGUCUACUGAUGAAGGGGGACUGGACCUGGGACUAGGCCUGGGUCUGACAACAGCUGUUGAUCCGAGUGAACCCAUCUACACCGAUCCAUCCCUCUUUGAGCGGUCUCGCAGUUUGAGGAGCAUUGCUGUGUCACAAACCGGUCACAAUCACCAAUGAUCAAUGCCAACCCAUAUCAUGGGCACAAAACUGGACUGUCUACGAGUAGAGAGCCAUACAAACUGAGGUCUGAUGCUACAUGUACGCGGUAGCCACCUCUUACUUGUAUUUUACAAUUGAUAGAGACCAAUCAUUGAAUGAUUUUCAAUUGAAGGAAUAAUUUUAGAACCAUGUUAAUUAAUCCUGUAAUAAUUAGUUUUCUUUGUGAUUUCUCCAGCACCAUUGUUAGGUGAAUGUUUGUUUGAUAAGUGUGCAAUAAUCAAUGAAUUGCAUUUGUUUUGGUUUAAGAAUAGUUGACAUACGCGGAUGGUGUCAACGGCGGAGGGGUGUAGUCGAAAUUAUUUGAUCACUCCUCUACCAUUGGGAUUCGUUUUCAAAAACAAGGCAGUCUGAUUGUAAUACAACUCCCAGGAAAUUGAAAAAAUAUACAAAUUUUAGUUUAGAUUCUAUGAAUGUAGUUUUAAUAAUGGAUAUGGGAAACAUUCCGGUCCACCAUCCGCAUAUGUCAGUUUUUUAUCUAUGUUAUAUUCACAUUAUUUUUGUCAUGCUUAAGUAUUUGUAUCUUUUGUUGCUUACUUCUAUCCUGAUUUCAUCAAUCGUGAUGUAAGGGUGUGUGAGAAAGAUGUUGCAACUGAAAACUUACUUGAGAGUUGGAUUGUCAGUUGUGCAAGAACAAACUAUCAAUCGAUAUACCGUGACAAGUACGCAAAUUUUCAUUGUGGGCUUAAAAUAGAAAUUGGCUAUAUAAUUUUUGAUGGCUUGAACAGUCUUAAUUUUCAAUUACACUUAUAAAUUGAUAACUCAUGACUUUUUCCAGAGCUUCUUAAUGUAGCUCAUUUUGAAUAAAAUUAAUUUGGUAAGAGUUUUAAUUUUUAUCAAAUAUGACGUAUGUGAUGUAAAUGUUAUCAUUUGACAAUAGGCAUACUUUUUUCUUCUACGCAUAUUUCUACACAUUUUUAAAGAAUUGAGCUGUUAUGUAUCAAGAUAUUUUAUUACAAAAUGUUAAUUUACUUAUAUGGGAAAAUUUACAAUAACCGCUAUAGAAAAUAAAAAUAGGAAGUCAGUGAAGAAAUAAAUCAAUCGAACAAGGCAUUAGCAUUCUCACAUUAUUUUUGUUAAGCAGUGCACUGUAAGUGAAUACCAUAAACUAUUUAGAAUAAUCAAAAACUGUCUCACUUGCUAGUGCAUUUGCUAUGUUUGAAUUAAUUCAUGGCGAAUCUAUUCUAUUCUAUUCUAUUCACAACAUAGAUACGACGAUAGUCUACACUGUAUAUUAAUCAGAUAUGCGAAUAACUUUAUCAACGGACAAAAUGAGGUUAACUCAAUUUGGCAUUUAGCUUCAAUUAAACAGGUACAGAUCCAUCAAUUUAUUGCAUGUAUGUAACGUCAAUAAUCCAAUAUAGAAAUCAAAAUGUCUAAUUUCAUUCAUAAGUUUUUCAGCAGGUUCAAAAAAAAAAAUUGGUCAACUCUAUGAUCAAAGUGGUAUUGUAUUAUCUACCCAGAUAUAGAGUACGGCAUUAGUUUUGGAAAUUUUUAAUCAAUAUUGCUCAAAAUUUGAAGAUUUCCAUAGAUUAAAAUCAAUCAUUCAAGUUUGUUAGAUUGAAGUUCAUUCCAUUUCUCACUGCAUCAAUAAUACAUUCCCUGAUAAAACUACUCCAUCAUGCACUUGCAGUACGCCUGCGAACUUCUAAUUUGGGGAUCGAUAUUGCAAUCGAUUAAGAAAAUAAUUACAAUUUUCUAUUGUUACGGUAUAGUAUAUUGUUAUACCGGCUGGGCAACACAAAAGAGGCGCAGUGUCAUACUGAUAGUGAAUCAAAUGUUCAAGUAAGGUAAACUCAAUAUUCUAUCAAUAAGGUGAUUCAAUGAUGGAAAAACCAGAGAGUGUUUUGUACUGUAUGUAUGUACUGUUUUCUAUAAUUCAAUCAUAUUGACAAAUAAUAUCACUUUCAGUAUCUCACAGGGCAACUUUUCUGUUGUCAAACUGGUACUGUUCUUUAUAUUUAUGAUGGAAAGAUUGAUGUUUUCAUUGCGCUAGAUUUGUGAGAAGUUUUCAAUUUAGUAUUCUUAGUGUCACAACCUUUAAAAUAAUUAUUAUGAAAAUUUGUAUCAAAUAAUAAUAUCUUAUGAUUUUUCAAUAUACUAUUUCCAUCGAUGA
This is a messenger RNA of Nilaparvata lugens (brown planthopper), 6931 nucleotides long. RefSeq lists its product as uncharacterized. The record is from RefSeq and is a predicted model, not a curated record. The transcript is spliced from 22 exons. Bases 58 to 4776 code for a protein of 1572 amino acids. NCBI's taxonomy places the organism in Eukaryota, Metazoa, Arthropoda, Insecta, Hemiptera, Delphacidae.